ACCAUUCCAUUGUGGAGAUAAGUCAAAAUGAAAAGAGGAAGAGCGGGAACGUUGAAAAACAAGAUGAGAAUCACGCUUUCCCUCCCCGUGGGGGCUCUCAUCAACUGCUGCGAUAACAGUGGAGGAAAAAACUUGUACAUUAUUGCCGUGCAGGGAUUUGGCUCAUGCUUGAACAGACUGCCCGCUGCCUCACUCGGUGACAUGGUGCUAGCCACCGUGAAGAAGGGAAAACCCGAUCUGAGGAAAAAAGUGCUGAACGCAAUAAUCACGCGUCAGUCCAAGGCCUGGAGAAGACACGAAGGGUACUUCAUUUAUUUUGAAGACAACGCCGGUGUUAUUGUUAACCCCAAAGGAGAAAUGAAGGGAUCAGCAAUAACGGGACCCGUUGCAAGGGAAUGCGCGGAGUUGUGGCCCAAGUUAUCUUCCGCCGCGUCGGCGAUUGUUUAAAAGGUUUUUGCUGAACGUUUUUUUCGGCGAGAACUUUCGUCGCUAACUUUUUACACAGUAAAGGCCCAACGGAACGAGAUUGCGUGUUUGCUCAGUGUGCACCACGUGUGCGUGUCAUGCUUUGUUUUUUUUUUUUUUUUUUUUUUGCACGUCCCACGCGCUGUGUGCAUAUUUCCCCUUUUUUAAUGAUACUACAUGCACAAAUAAUUAAACACAUUUUAUGACGUUAAACUUUUGAAAAGCGCUCGUGCGGUUAUUUCGUAUUGAAUUUACACCACUGUAGAUUUAAAGGUUUGGCGGUUGUUGGCCGCUGCGGGGCGAAUGAGCAUAUCGUCGUGGCGUUCGCUUCGCGCAACGGUGUAGAAAAAAACUGCCCAGUGUUAUGAACCGUUUAGGUGAUUUUACAGAAAUGUUCACAAAGUUAUGAACCGUGCAGGUGAUUUCGCAAAAAAGUGCCUACCUCUUAUGAACCGUGCAGGUGAUUUCGCAAAAAAGUGCCUACCUGUUAUGAACCGCGCAGGUGAUUUCGCAAAAAUGGACGCACUGCUACUAUCGCUCACACCACUUCACCGCUGCUGCUGCGAGCCAAGCGGACAAAACCAAAUUAAUUUCAUAAAAUUUUAAUUGCGAAAGGGGGAGUGCUUUCGUGAAUUAGGUAAACAACUUGGAGGAGUCCCCCCUAGGGGGGAGGGAGUAAAUAAGAUCGUCGCUCUUGGUCCGCGCAAAAGGAUUUGUAAAGGAGGGGAGAGAAGAGGGAGACUU
Plasmodium vivax (malaria parasite P. vivax) is the source of this 1209-nucleotide messenger RNA. Its product is annotated as 60S ribosomal protein L23, putative. The transcript is spliced from 2 exons. Gene Ontology annotation, cellular component: ribosome; cytosolic large ribosomal subunit. The record is from RefSeq and is a predicted model, not a curated record. The coding region runs from base 28 to 447 and encodes 139 amino acids. Gene Ontology annotation, molecular function: large ribosomal subunit rRNA binding; structural constituent of ribosome. Gene Ontology annotation, biological process: translation. NCBI's taxonomy places the organism in Eukaryota, Apicomplexa, Aconoidasida, Haemosporida, Plasmodiidae.